Molecule: messenger RNA, 1327 nt
Organism: Perognathus longimembris pacificus (Pacific pocket mouse)
Lineage: Eukaryota; Metazoa; Chordata; Mammalia; Rodentia; Heteromyidae
Gene: Cebpd
Product: CCAAT enhancer binding protein delta
Exons: 1
Coding region: 104-931 (275 amino acids)
Biological process (GO): regulation of transcription by RNA polymerase II; DNA-templated transcription; regulation of cell differentiation
Molecular function (GO): DNA-binding transcription factor activity, RNA polymerase II-specific; RNA polymerase II cis-regulatory region sequence-specific DNA binding
Source: RefSeq, a predicted model, not a curated record
GGGGCGGGGCGAGCGCGUCAGCCGGGCUAGAAAAGGCGGCGGCCGGGCGCGCGGGGUGACAGCCGCCCCAGGACGCCGGCCGGGCCCCGCCGCCGCCGCCGCCAUGAGCGCCGCGCUCUUCAGCCUGGACGGCCCGGCGCGGGGCGCGCCCUGGCCCGCCGACUGCGGCGCCUUCUACGAGCCGGGCGGGCGCGCGGGGAAGCCGGGCCGCGGGGCCGAGCCGGGGGAGCCGGGCGCCGCCGCGCCGGCCAUGUACGACGACGAGAGCGCCAUCGACUUCAGCGCGUACAUCGACUCGAUGGCGGCCGUGCCCACGCUGGAGCUGUGCCACGACGAGCUCUUCGCCGACCUCUUCAACAGCAACCACAAGGCCGGGCCCGCGGGCGGCGCGGCGGCGCUCGAGCUGCUGCCGCCCGGCGGCCCCGCGCGCGCCCCGGGCCCCGGCCCCGCCGCCCCGCGCGCGCUCAAGCGCGAGCCCGACUGGGGCGAGGGCGACGCGCGGGGCUCGCUGCUGCCCGCGCAGGUGGCCGCGUGCGCGCAGACUGUGGUGAGCCUGGCGGCCGCCGCCGCGCAGCCCACGCCGCCCGCCUCGCCCGAGCCGCCGCCGCCGCCGCCGCGCGCCAGCCCGGGCCCCGCGCCCCCCGGCGCCCCCCGCGACCGCGCCGCCGGCAAGCGCGGCCCCGAGCGCGGCAGCCCCGAGUACCGGCAGCGGCGCGAGCGCAACAACAUCGCCGUGCGCAAGAGCCGCGACAAGGCCAAGCGGCGCAACCAGGAGAUGCAGCAGCGGCUCGUGGAGCUGUCGGCCGACAACGAGAAGCUGCGGCGGCGCGUGGAGCAGCUCACGCGGGACCUCGCCGGCCUGCGCCAGUUCUUCAAGCAGCUGCCCGGCGCGCCCUUCCUGCCGCCCGCCGCCGACCCCGGCGCCCGGUAACCGCGGCCCGCCCGCCGCACGGACUCGCCAACCACCCAUACCUCAGCCCCGACGGGACGGGACGGCGCCCGCCGCGGGACGGGACGCCGCGGGACGCAGCCCGCCACGGGACUCACGCCCGCCCGCCACGGGACACAGCCCGCCACGGGACUCACGCCCGCCCGCCAUGGGACGCGCAGCCCGCCCGCCACCGGACUCAUGCCCGCCCGCGGGGCCGGACAGCGGGGGAGCCGGGACCCCCGGCGGGCGCCGGGCCGCGCACGGAGCCCCCGCGGCCCCUAAGUUAUUGCGGCGCCGAGGCCCCGAGGCCCCGCGCCGCGGCCCCAGCCCCGGAGGCCCGCGCGCCUCCCCCGCCCAUUUUUACGGUGUUUGUAAUAAAGCCGCUUUCCAACCGCG